UGCUUGGUGAGAUUACUAUGUUAAGAGUGUAAAACAUUUUAUAAAUUGAAAAUUCCAGCAUCCACGCUUUUACUUUCAAAACACAUAAUUGGAACAACGCAAUUAUAUUCCCAGAAUUUGUUAUGAGGUCCGUACAAAAUUUACCAACAUGAAAACGUGGUCCGCCGUCGUACUUUAUUAUCACGUCUGCUUCGACGAAGGUUCGGGGAUAAAGACGUGGGCCAUUAAUCGGGAUGAGCGGAUCCAUUGGGUCGGGAUGAGCGGAUCCAUUGGGCCGUACAGGCCCAAAAGUAGUAGUACGCCUUCUCUACGGCCCAAAGCUUCCAGAAGUUAUAAGUUAUAACACCGGCGAGUGGGACCCCCAAUGGGGGUUCGACACAUCAGCAGCAUCUCACUGCAUUAUUCACAACCAACCAUCGUUUUUCCCAGUGCCAACGCACAGAAAUUUCCAUGCUCUUCUCCAGUUCUCGUUCCAAUGAGAUUUAGAUAUAUAGUGUAGUGAGGGAAAGGGCGAGUAGAAUAGGCCAUUAAUGGCGAGGGAUAGAGCUCCCUGUAUUCUCGCUCUGUAUCGGUGCCGAUCCUGUUCAUCAACGUCGUUCGGGGAAGAUCACACCCUCUUCAAUCUCGCCCUCAGAAUCGUUCUUCUAGAACGGCGAAGUAGAUCGAAUUUCAGGAGCUACUUUGUAAGGCAAAUUGCGUCUCACACUCCUAUGAGUCGGAGUAGUGUAUUAGGGUGAAGAUAAGUUUUCUCAGAUCGAGGGUACAAAGAAGAUCAUGAGCAUCUCCUCCGAAUCAAACAUCCAUUAGCAAUAUAUAUAUCCGCAGCAUGCUUAUAAUUUAUUGUUUUUGUAUCCUUUGUUAUGGUUGUCACUUUCUCUUGAACCUGAGAUGUACAAUAAGACGCCUUCUGUAUGAUAACUAAGUUCUCUUACAUGAACUCGCAGGCAAAGAAGUUGAGAAAUAAGCAGGUUUGCUUCCAAUGCCUUCUUUCAAUGAGCAACCGGAAUCAGGAGAUUCAAGCCAUAGCCUCAUAAGUGGAGGACUUUCCGAUAUGGGAGGCCAUUAUGUGAUGGAAUCUGGUGUCUACAUGUCAUCAUAUGCUGCAACCAUCUUCAUCACAGCACUAUUGACCAUUGGGGUUUUACUUCUAGCCGUGCUCGUCGCCCUAACAGUUAUGUUAGAGUCCUGCCAAAGAACAAACAGUGGAGCUUACAAGCAAUCUGUGACAAACGAUCAGUAUGAUUAUUGCAAAAUCAUUGCUUUCCAUGCCGAGCUUAACAACUCAGAAGAGGAUGAAACUCCCACAUUCUGCAAGGAGAUUGCUCUCAAUUAUUUUAGUCAAGUUCAGUUCACGCAAGAUUUGAAUCUAACAGUACAUCUGGCAGAGAGCUAUUUCAGCGUGCUGAAACCAAAUGAAGAUGGCUUAGAUGCGAUCUUGAUGGAUAUCGAUGAUUUGAUUCUAGAAGAAGUUGCCACCAACAACAGUUCUACACAACAAUGGAAUAAGCAGGUUGACGAGUUGAAACAUUCAGCUCAGUUGAUUGUUUUCAGAUUUCUCAUGAAACUGCAAGCUAGUGGAUGGUCUUUACACUUCUUUACAAGAAAGCCCUCAUGGAACUCAGAUACCAUUAUAGAAACCCUCAAGUUUGCAGGUUAUGAAAAAUGGUCUUCAUUGGUCAUGAGGUCUGAUGAAGAGCUUCAACUAGAGAAUUGGGAAUACAUCUCCGGAAGAAGAAUGCAAUUGCAAGAUCAAGGAUAUAGAAUUGCGAGUGUGAUUAGCUGCCGGAUGGAUGCAUUUCAAGGCCCAUAUUUAGGAAAGCGUAAUUUUAAGCUCGCUCGUCCUAUGUUUCACAUACUUUAGCAUAUUUUUGAAGAAUAUGUUCAUUCGACAUGUGAUGCCGGUAUCUUUUAUGUUCCUAGUGGAUCUAUUUGCUUUACGAAAUGGCUUGUAUAGAACUCUCAUCCUUGUACCAAAGUUUCAGGACCUCAUUGUGCUUAGUACAGUGAAUAGAUGUUUUAUUUAUUCCCUACA
Molecule: messenger RNA, 2032 nt
Organism: Ananas comosus (pineapple)
Lineage: Eukaryota; Viridiplantae; Streptophyta; Magnoliopsida; Poales; Bromeliaceae
Exons: 7
Coding region: 980-1861 (293 amino acids)
Source: RefSeq, a predicted model, not a curated record